AUGUCUCUGGAGCUGGCGCGCGCCGGCUACAGCGCCCUGGAGGGGGCCACGCAGCAGGGCCUCGCGGCGGAGGAGGCCACCGUGGCGGACAUCGUGGCCCAGGAGAUGUCCAGGCGACGUGACCGCGCCCGAGCGGAGGAGCAGAGGUCCUUCGUCUACCCCGACGAGGACGAGGAGGCGGCCGAGGAGCAGGCUGUCGAGGAGGCCGCCGCCGAGGGCGCCGAGGAGCUGUCGGACUUCUGGCUGGAGCAGACGGUGGCCAUGGACAUGCAGUACUGCCUGAAAGCCAUGGCCGACCCCGACGAGCCCCUCGCCGCGGCCGACGGCGAGCCAGCGAGCGCCGAGGCAGCCGACGAGGGUGGCGACGGCCAGGAGGAGCCAGAGGCCUCGGAGCAGCAGGCGGAGGACGGCGAGGGCGAGGCCGAGGGGGGCACCGUCUUCGUGGGCAAGAGCCUGCUGGACAGCCUCCGGGCGGCCGCGGCCGCCGGCACGGAGCCGUCGCGGGCCGACCUGGUCCGGCUGUUCGACACCGACGCGCUCCCGGAGGAGGAGGCCCUGGAGGCCGUGGAUGCCAGCGGCCUGGGAGCCAGCUUCGAGGCAGACCCUCCGAAGGCCAUCGACGCGCUGGUCACGAAGCACGGGGCGAAGGAGGUGUUUCAGCUCAUCUUAGAGGCGCACGCAGUGCUGAACGACGAUGCGGAUUCCGAGGACGGCCAGGACGAUGCGGCGGACUCGGAUGUGUGCCAGGAUGAAGCGGCGGAUCCGGAGGAAGCGGCCGCGGCCGACGGCGGCGCUGCGGACCCGGCCGAGCCGCCGCCCGAGAAGAAGCCGAGGGUCGCCUGA
Messenger RNA from Prorocentrum cordatum, 843 nucleotides. The record is from the annotation of a GenBank genome assembly. Lineage: Eukaryota; Dinophyceae; Prorocentrales; Prorocentraceae.